CGAUGGCGUCAAUUUUCGUUUCAAUUAGCACAAUUUUAUACAAUUUUUUCGGAAUUUUUUGAGAUAGGAGAUAGGUUACUACUCACCAAUCGGCGCCAUCGCGAUUCUCUUUGCUCCUUGCGCGAAUGAACGUAUUUCGCUCACGUGGUCCGUCUUUUUCGAUCGAUAAAAACUGUUCAAACGUUUUAUACGUUCUCGUGCUAUGUAAUUUUGAAUAUAUUUUUUUCUUCGGAAUUCAACUCUAACAACAGUUCAAGUGGUACUGACACCGAGACACGUCUACUCUACUACUUGAAGUUGUCGUCAGAGUCCUCGUCAACGCCAUCUAUUUUAUGUCCGCGGCUUCUAAUUUCCCUCUCCCCAGGUCUCCUCUAUAUUCUCGAAAACUUGUCGCAAUUUUGCAAGAUUGGGAAUUACGUGCACUCGCCGAUAAGUCAUCGAAUAUACAUAUUAUCGAGAUAGAUUUGACGAACACAAAUGACUACAAAAGAAUCGUAGAUACGGUCAGCGAAAAAGUAAAUGGCGCUGGUCUCAACCUUCUCUUCAAUAAUGCUGGUGUUUCCAGCAAAUUCACGCGCCUUGGUCUUGUGAAGGAGCAGCAAAUUAUAGACGCUUUUCUAAUAAAUACCAUGGCACCUAUUAUGCUCACAAAAGCUUUUCUACCACUAUUGAAAACGGCUACAAAACAUGCCAAGGACAAAGCUGAAUUAAGCGUAAGAAAAGCAGCUGUCAUCAAUAUGACUUCUAUUUUAGGCAGCAUUGCUGAAAAUAAUGACGGCGGUUUUUAUCCCUAUAGAUGUAGUAAGGCGGCGCUUAAUGCGGCGACCAAAUCGAUGAGCAUCGAUCUGAAAACAGAUGGAAUUUUAGUGGCAUGUUUGCACCCUGGAUGGGUACGCACCGACCUAGGUGGCAACAAUGCUCCGAUGGACGUCGACACCAGCGUCAAUAAUAUUCUAAACACCUUGAAUUCAUUGACAAAAGAGCAUACCGGUUGUUUCGUUCAGUAUGAUGGUAAAAUACUACCCUGGUAAUAAUGUGGUAAUGAAAUAAAUUACUUAGGCAAAUAAAAUAUUUUUUAUACAUAAUACAUGUUUUUAUAAUGUGUUGUAUUAAAGAGAUUUAAAUAAUUUAAAUAAUAAAAAUAUACACAUUAAAUAUACAUUGCAAAGGCUUGUUAAACGAA
Molecule: messenger RNA, 1183 nt
Organism: Nylanderia fulva
Lineage: Eukaryota; Metazoa; Arthropoda; Insecta; Hymenoptera; Formicidae
Gene: sni
Product: SDR family oxidoreductase sniffer
Cellular component (GO): cytoplasm
Molecular function (GO): carbonyl reductase (NADPH) activity
Source: RefSeq, a predicted model, not a curated record